CAAAAGUACCAAAAUAUUGGUAACCAAGCAAUCGUUUUCUGCUCUCCGCGUGAAGUCGUGUGCGCUGCUCCAAGGCGAGCCCCAAUGUAGCUCUGGUCGCGAAAAACGCAGAAGCUUCAUCGCGCCAAGCAGUGCAUAACAUAGUGAGGAAAAAAUUAAGAAAAUUAAAAGAACAAAACCAAAGUUACGGGGAAUAUUAAAAUUAACAAACGCGCGCUCGUGAACGAAACUAGAGCUUUUUAACCCUGCCGGAAGGACUAAUCAGCUGUGACACCCGGCAAUGCACCAAGAUGAGCAGUAAGGAGCAGCAUGCAUUAGGCCGGGAUUUUAAACGCAAUUCGAACGCCUACGCCAGUCUGCCGCCAUCAGGAUCAGGAGUAGCACCCUCGGGAGCGGGGUUAGGAACGGGAACAGCGGGCAAAGCGCGCAGUAGAAAACAACAAUUGGAGCAGGAACAGUAUGGAUUAUCGAACAGUCUCUCCAGCGAAUCGAUACGACAGGCGUGUGCCUAUUACGACGACGAGUUGAGCGACGAGGACCUCAUUGAGAUCCAGCAGACGCCGCAAUCCUUUCACCAGCAGGCUAAACAACCUCUUCAGCUACAGCCUAUUAGCUUCAGAUUAGGAGAUGACCUUGGAGACGAAAGAAGUGCCUUUUGCGGUAGCCAGGAGAUGCAGCAGGCGCCAUUGAGCACGCCCAUUAAACAAGCUGCUGAAACGGACGAAGCCCUAUGUGUGCUUAGCGAACUGGAUGCCAUUCUGGAUGUGCAUGAUGUCUCUCAACUGAAUGGCACUUGCUCAAGCUCAUCCAUGAAUUCAGGCAGCGAUGAUGAUAAGGUGGAGGAUUACCUCAUGGACCUGGACAACUACCUGGAGGAGAUGGAUAAUGCGCUGAGCCGCGAAGAAUCCCUGAUCAUUAUGGGCCGCAACUCCAGCUUAAAAAGAGAACCCAGAACUCGAACUCUACCCUUAAGUAGGAAAAAGAAGUCCAAUAAAAAGAAAAGCGAAGAUCAAGAUGUUUCUGGAGAUUUUCAAAGGGAGCAUCAAAUAAGGAAGACCUUUAGCUGCUCGCUGAGGCCCACAAGCCAGACAGCUUCUUCUACUGCAUCACUGGAGGCAGCCACAGAACCCGUAAUGGACGUUUGGAGGCGUCAAUCCUUGCGUCGGGCUAUGGAGCAAGAGCAGGAUAAAACCAAAGUUACAGCUGAAAGGGAAAGAGAGGAAGACGAUGUGCCUACCUUAUUGGUAGAGCUCCCACCCAGACGGGAGGCUGAGAUUCGUCGUUGUUUCUCUCAAGGCGACUGUCAGACUUCAGCUGGAACUUCAGACGGAUCACAGAUGCUCACCGACGCGCACAUCUUUGACAACCUGCUACAGACGUCCGCAAGGGCUUCAAGCGAGGAACCGCGACCCCGGCAAUAUGGUCGCCGCUUGGAAGGACCUCCCACACCAGUUCGCAGCUUGAUUCUAGCCCAGAGUCGACCGCAGAGUGCUCCCACGCGUGUACAGAUGAGAGAACCUCAGAUACAGGAGACACCCACGCACCCCAUUAUGUCCACCUGCUCGGAAUUGAGUUCGGCGCGUUCAUCACGAAUGCCCAGUCCUGUAUCCCUGCCCUCAGAUAGCAGCAGCAGUGGAAGCAGCUCUGCUGAACAGGAACAGGAUCCGGUGCAGACCACGACAAUGUGCAGUGCCAGUAGCACCACGCCCCUGGAACCCCUACACCAACUCCAAUUGCUUCUGCGCGAGAAGUGCGGCUUCAACAGCCAGUGGCCACACUCUGGCAGUCGCACUCUGGCGCUAAUUGGAUGUACUUUAGGAGUCUUUAAUAUGUGCCGAUUUGCCGUGCUAACUAUUAAUUUUGGUGGCAACUUUCUUCUGCAAUUUCUCUUGCUCUCAGUGAUUUUCGGAAUCCCACUGCUAUGGCUUCAGAUGUGCCUAGGAGCUAAAAUUCGAGCUGGUCCGGUUUCAAUGUGGAAGAUCAGUCCGAUUUGUGCAGGAGUGGGUAUAGCAUUAGUGAUGGAACAAUGUUUCCUUGCCUUGUAUUCCACGGUAUCACUUGCCUGGAUUUUAGUCUAUCUAAGGGAUGUGUUCCCGACAGCAUCGCGGAGUGGAUAUCGCUGGCAGGAAAUGGCAUUUCCCUAUCGAUAUGAUGCCUCAAAUGCAACCGGAAAUCUCACGCAAACAGUGGCCGAGUACUUUAACGUGGUAGUGCUGCAGCGAUUGCAUCUGGCAAAGCAUCCUGAUGUAAGCGGAAUCCGUUUCCAUGUCAACGAUCGGCAGCUGGCCUUCUAUCUGGCCCUCAUCUGGGCGGCCGUGUUCCUCAUCCUCUGCAAGGGCCUGAAAUCCUUAGGCAAGUUAGCUUACAUUAUCUACACUCUGUCGUUGGUGGCUCUUGCGGCGGUGACCGCCAAGUUUGUCUAUGUCGUGGACCCCAGCAGGAUACAGAACAUAUUUGCGGCCAGCGAUUUUGACGAUUUUCUCGUAAAUUCAAAUAGCUGGACGGCUGCUACACAGGAGACCUUCCUUACCUGGGGCCUCUUAGGGGCCUCUGUAAUCGCCAUUACCAGCCGGAGCCACGCCAAUGCGAACAAGGCGGCACUGAGAAGAGAUGCUAUUCUUCUCGUCUUGUUUACCCUGAUCGGAUUAGGUUUAAUGGCCUUACUAGCUUUGUGUUGUGCUCAAAUUCUGUGGCAACAUGGAUACGUUUAUGUGCCAGGAUCAUUUGAAAAUCCUGAUUGCUACACUUCAAUUUAUUCCCUGCAAUCGAACACCAACCCUUAUCUGCUUUCCUAUCCGCGAUCGCUGAUUCCGCAUUACUCCUCAUUCAUUGGAGAGACCUACAGAAGAAACAGGACCAUGAUUCAUGUAGAAAGUGGCUUCCAGGCUUUGCGAUUCAUAUCGGAAAUCUUUCCGGCCGUACUCUCAUUGGCCAGCGAUAGUAUUUCGUGGGUGUGGGCCGCAGUUGCUUUUGGAACCUUUGCGGGAUUUGGUCUAGCGCAGCUGUGCGUGAUGUGGAAACCCAUCUCAAGUGCCUUAGGAAAUUCCACGAGUUCGGUUUUGCUCAGCUGUGUUACUGGACUGCUAUUAAGUAUCCCAUUUGCCACCGAGAUGGGAAUUGGGAUCCUAUACUAUGUAGACUUUCUACUUGGGGGCUCCUGGUUUAUUCCGAUCAUCUGGACCGCUCAAAUCUUUGGUGUAUUUCUGAUACGAGGACGUCCAUACAACGGAGAUGAUUUGGUGAAUGACCUUCGGCUUUGUGGUUCCAUGUCAGCUUUCCUGGCUUUGUCGUGGAACGUUUUGCUGCCCAUUGGCUUGAUUACGUUGUCUGUCGUAGACUACAAGGCCUCUUUGUCGAAUCAAUUUUACUAUUGGCGUGGCAAGUCGUACUUUACAUAUUGGUCCAGGAAGAUGGGCAGCCUUAUUCAGAUUGGAGUUCUAUUGGUAAUUCCUGUGACUGCUAUAAUUCAGAUCUACCGGUAUCUGGCGCAUGGUCCUUCGGAUAUCUUGGAGCGCAUACAGCUGCUUUAUCGACCGCCAGAGGAUGGAGAAGAGCCUCGUCGUCCCUCUGCUCGUCAAAGUGCGGGUCAAGGUCGUCGCAAUGCUGUGGGUCAGACAUCUGAUGGUACCCCGCACGAUGCCCAAAACGAUGCUCCGCCAAAGUACACACCACCUCCGUCCUACACCACGGCCACUGGAGCCCGCCUUGCCAAGCUUCUUCGUCAGAGCAUUCGCCGUAGCGUUCGCAGAGUUCUUGGGGACUCAAGUCGCACUCGCCCUGUGCUCUCCCUCGAUGCAGAGUCCGCAUCGCCGGCGGCACCGCCUGAUUACCUUACCAUACUGACCAACCCAGCUGGCAGUAGCUCCAAUGCAGAUCCUUCGGCUGCAUCCAGCAGCAGUCCCGAGUCCAUUGAAAUUGGUCAGCGUCCCGCUGGCUACGCUCAACGCUCGCAAUCGCUGGGCAGAAAACUGCAUCGCUCAGGGGCUUCGACACUAGAGAGGCGCCCAUAUACGGCGGAGGAUGUGGUGACCAUACUGCGCUCCUCGGUGCGACACCGCCAGUCGCAGGGAGGUGGGCAUGUGGGCACUGCCAGCACCCUGCCCCGACCCCCAACCGCCGCCAUGUCCACCCAUUUGGAGGACGCCUCGUUCCGUUCCAUAGAAAAUCUUGUUCUUAACGCCGAGCCACCAGAUAGAACGCCCGGCGUGGAGCUAGAGCUCGAACUGGAGGCUGGACAAGCGGAGGAGUGCGCGCAAAAUAAUACAUCUGUGAUUUAACUGACUAAUAUCGUACCGUACAUAGCGUAACUCUUAUGCGAUCCACAUAUCCGCUUGCUUUUUUAGACUUGAUUAGCGCUAGUUAUCUAAAUACGAAUAUUACUUUGUAGUUAUGCGAAUAAUAAUGAAAACAACUAGUUGGUA
This is a messenger RNA of Drosophila eugracilis, 4421 nucleotides long. RefSeq lists its product as uncharacterized. The record is from RefSeq and is a predicted model, not a curated record. Lineage: Eukaryota; Metazoa; Arthropoda; Insecta; Diptera; Drosophilidae. Gene Ontology annotation, biological process: sodium ion transmembrane transport. The coding region runs from base 291 to 4277 and encodes 1328 amino acids. Gene Ontology annotation, cellular component: membrane. The transcript is spliced from 8 exons.